CCGGCUUACAUGUUGUUGCGAACGAGAAAAAAAGGAAAAGAAAAGACGAAUGGAAAAAUUGUAAUCCAGAAAAAGAGAUUUGCUUAUGAACUCGGCGAUACGGUGAACACCCGGGCGUACUCCGAAACGCGUUGGCUCGUUUGGCCCGUCGUUCACCGUAAAAGUUCAGCAUUUGGACGUCGACGAGUGAAAUAAAAUAACCCGAAUGAGCUCCCAGCAAUUCCCAAGACACGGGCUGCCCACCUCCAGUCCAGGGGGGGCUUCCCUUAUGCCCACCGGUGGAAACCUGGUACCCGUCAAUCAGCCGUCAAACCCGCCAGCCGGAGCUGAAGCUGUGGACGGCGACCAGCAAGAGCAUCCGCCGGCAGGAGGCAGCACGGGCACGGUGGUUUUCCGGGACGAUAAGCAGGAGACCAUGGUGGUCCGUCCGUACCCGCAAGUGCAGACGCACGGGCCGCCGCAGCCUGCCCCACAGGCGCUUCCCAUCCAGCCCGGCGGCCCUCCUGUGGCGGUGCCUGCACCGCCAGUGCACCUGCCGCAAGGCCAGCCCGCAGUCCUUACAGAUGGACAAAUGAAGGCGGUCCUGAAGUCCCCUAUGCCGAGCCGCCUAAUUGCUCCCGCCCCGGCUUCCAACCAGGGCCACAUCCCAAUGCCCCCCAAGGUUCCCGUCCACAUGACGUCCACCCCGGAGAGUAGUAGCGCUACCACGCUUUCUAUUCCUGUGGCCACUAUCAGCGGACAACAGGGUCACUCCAGCAACUUGCACCAUCUGAUGUCAGCCAACAUCCAGAUCAUUCGUGGCAGCGCCCCCACGUUGCAGAUCGGAACUCCCGCCGUCCCGCCGCAGACCUUCACAUCACAUCUACCGCGAGGUGCAGCUGCAGCCGCAGUCAUGUCCAGUUCCAAAACAGUCUUGCGACCGGCCACCGGAGCAGGUGCAGGUCCGGGUCAGCCUACUGUGCAGCACAUCAUCCACCAGACUAUUCAGUCACGUCCUGCGGUGACGACGUCCACGGCCGUGCUUCCCACCGUAGUGGCCCCCAUCUCAGCCACGAGGACCCAAUCCCCCGUCAUCAGUCCAACCGCUACGCACUCUGCAGAUGUCGCUCACGGGCGACCAGGCCUGACCAUUCACCCGCCGCCGGCCAGCGUCAGCAUCCAAAGGCCUCAAGCAUCACGUGACACGGCCACGCGAAUCACGCUGCCGUCACACCCGGCCAUUGGUACUCAGAAACCCCAGCCGCCGCACACAAUGACGCAGAAGCCAAUCUUCAGUACGGUCACACCAGUCGCUGCAGCCACUGUGGCACCCAUCGUUGCUACCAACACGGUCCCCUCAACUACCUCUAUAGGUACAGUCCCCCACACUCAAAUCAGCAGCAACACUAUUGUUACCAUGACGAUGGCCUCCCACUCGUCGCACGCCACCGCCGUAACCACCUCCGCCAUCCCCGUCGCCAAAGUGGUGCCCCAGCCCAUCGCCCACUCAUCGUCCCGUGUGCAGCCUGACUACCCCGGAGAGAGGACCAACCUCAUCCCAAUUCAGGGCCAUCGCUCUUCGCCCAAUCCCGUUACAAUGGAGCCGAGAAGCGAUAACAGACCUCCUGUUCCAGUCCAGUUCCAAUAUUUCCUGCCGACGUACUCGUCAUCAUACCCGCUGACUCACACCUACACGCCAAUCAGCAGUUCUGUGUCCACUAUUCGGCAGUAUCCCGUGACUCCCCAAGCACCGAGUUCGGCGCUUCCCGCCCAGGCUGGUGUGGGAGUGGCCACCACAGUGCACCUCAACCACAUGCAGCUAAUGGCGGUGGACCGCAUCGGCCUGCCGUCUGCGUCCAUAACCACGCAGGGAAUCCAACCGGCGCCCAUCGCCGCACAGGGCAUACAGCCGGCGCCCAUUAGCGUGCAGGGUCUACACCCGGGGCCGGCUUCCAUAGGCGCGACGGGUCUCCAGCAGGGCGCCGGCCCCCAGCAGCAGCCGCCCGCUGAAGCAAAACCUGGUGUGGUGUUGGCCGACGGCUUUGUAGCCAACCCGAUAAACAGUACCACUCAGCCGGUGGGCACCAUGGUCCAGGCUCACGGCCAGGGAGGGGCGCCUACACUUGUGUCCUCGCCGAGACCCAGCAUCCUGCGAAAGAAGACUACCACUGAAAGUUGUGUUCGUAAGACCCUAAUUCCAGCUCAGCCCAGUGAACCUAGCAACGUCAGAAUUGAAAGCAGCGUGAGAGGGGCCGGCUCCCCUCGACCUGCAGGAGUCAAAACCAAAACUGAGAUGCACAUGGCAGUGGCCCCUCCCGUCAUGGCCGCCGUGGACGCGCUGCCCCCGCAGCCGGGCGGCGAGCAACAAGCGAUGGCGGCGUCGGCCACCCCGCACCUGGCCCAGGCUUUGCCGGCCAUUUUAGGCACACCGGGGCCGGCGCCGCCCUCGCAGCCCUCCGCGGUGCUCUCGGGACUGCCCGCGGCUGUUGCGGUGACCCCGCCCACGCAGGCAUCCGUUGCCAACACAGUGGCGUCGCCCACGCAGCCGCCCCCCAGCAGCACCGCCGCCUGCGUAGCCAGCUGCCCCGACGUCAAGCUCAAGCAGGAGGCGGACAACAUCAAUGCCUCGCAGCCAGACCCGAACGCCAACGCGGCACUGAGUGCCCAGGUCUCCGCACUGAACGUUCCUCCGGCAGGAGAAAUGAUCCCUGGGGCGUCCCCGAGGAAGAAGCCUCGAAAGCAGCAGCACGUCAUCUCCACCGAGGAGAACGAGAUGAUGGAGACCAACAGCACCGACGAGGAGAAGGCGCCCGGGAGGCCCAUCACCGGCAGGGCCGAGCGAAGAGAGUCUCCCCCUAGGGAAUACGUUGACGAGGAAGGUGUACGCUACGUCCCCGUCAGGCCCCGACCUCCCGUCACUCUUCUACGGCACUACCGUAACCCCUGGAAAGCCGCCUACCACCACUUCCAGAGGUACAGCGACAUCCGGGUCAAAGAAGAGAAGAAGGGCACUUUACAGGACAUGGCUAACCAGAGAGGUGUGGCGUGCCGAGCGCAAGGCUGGAAGAUUCACUUGUGUGCCGCCCAACUCAGACAGCUGUCAAAUUUGGAGCACGACGUGUACAGCCGGCUGUCCUCCCUGCAAGAGGGCCUCAUCCCCAAAAAGAGAGCAAGCGCAGAUGACGACCUACACCGUAUUAACGAACUCAUACAGGGCAACAUGCAGCGCUGCAAGUUAGUAAUGGACCAGGUAACAGAAGCGCGGGACACCAUGAUGAAAGUUCUGGAGCAUAAGGACAAAGUUCUGAAACUGCUCAACAAGAACAGUGCCGUCAAGAAGUCGUCCAAGCUCAAGCGCAAAGAGCGGGCGUGAAAGCUACCCGACCCCUUUAACACCCCCACGCUCAGAAUCUGGUGCUACGAUCUGCUUCAUACAAUCACAAGCACCCACCUUUUUCGGAAGAGGUUCUCAGUUGUUUUUGUUCAUUUCCGAAAACCUCAAAGACAAUGUUUGUUAGCUGAAGGAGUUGAAAACGGAGACGUGAAGACCAACCUCAAAUGUGUUUUUUUUUUUUUUUUUAAAGUUUGAUCGGUGCCUUCAUUGUGUUUGCCGAGGCUUCAACCGCCACCAUUUUGCGAAAAUGUGUGUGCUUGUCACUGGUUUCCCUCUAUUUUGUAGCACUCCCGAAACUGAAUUUGGCUGCAAUUUCAUCUUGAUUCCUUCGAGGGUGAGUUUGCAAUUAGGAAGAAAAAAUUUCAUCUUGAUUCCUUCGAAGGUGAGUUUGCAAUCAUAAUUAGGGUGAAAAUUGAAUUUUCUCAGCCACAUUUUUUACCUCUAAUUAGAUUUUUUUUUUUUUUACUUAAGAGGCAUCAGUCAUUUGGAAGUACUGACUUUAUUUGAUUUGAUUUCAAGGUACAUUUCUUUUGGACAAUUUUUCUUUUCAAGAUAAAGAAUGAGUUUUUUUUUUUUUUUUUCAGAAUUGUAAAAUCAACCUUGAAAUCCAGUUAUUAGAUUGGAACCUUAAAAGUCGAUGUCAUUUCUAUCAUGCUGCUUCACUCAUUGUCUGCCAUUGACACCACUAGACGUUCAUUUCACCCAUAGGAGGGUGCAUCUCGGCCAGAGGAAGAUUAAUUUUAUUUUUAAACUCAUUGGGUGCCGGCACUAGACGUCCAAUCCAUUUGAAGUGGGAGGGUUUCAUUCACUGCCAUCCUCCCACUUCAAAUGGAUUGGACAUUGACUAGUUAUUAACCCACUUGAAUUCACAGCAGAAGGAUGAUUGUACAUCUAUCGUACUUGGGAAGCGUACCAUUUUUAUUUUUUUUUUACCAUAUAGCUGGCGGCACAUCUUGGGUAGGGCAACCAGUAGUAACUAGAUCUCAAAAGGCUACAAAUUGAGCAGUAUUGGCGCGUAGUUUCUCAGAGCCACUCAAUACUGAUGACGUCAUUUUAGUGCUGUAUUGGUGCAACACUAGUAAUUGCCCAUCAGUGUCACAUAAUUGCAGCAUUUCUUUUUUAAUAUAUGUUUGACAAAUUCAGCUAAAAUUUUGCCCCAAAACUCAAACCAAGCCAGUAAUUUUUUUCUGAGCCUGUCAAAUAAGCAUUAAUCUUUACUUAUCCAACAGCAGAUUGUUCAUAAUAGAGGGGAUAUGUAUAAGUGGUAGGAUACAUACAGUAUUUUUGUUUCCGUGAGAAAGCCCAGAAAGAAUUGUAAUGAGCGUCCUCAUGUUCACAAGGCUGUAAAUCACUGUUUAAAUGUGUUCUUUACUUCCGUACCCACCAAAAUGGAGACAUUUUGUGCCGUGCGAUGUGUAAAAAAAGAUUUCACACAGAGUUGUAGUGAGAUCGUUCACCGCUGACGUUGUACAUUGUUUUUGUCCUUAAGUAUAGUAAAAGAUUCUUCAUCAAAACCCAGCUGUAUUUGGAUUUCUUUUAUUAGUUUUAUUAGAAAGACUGAGCAAAUUAACUCCGACUUAAAGCAACACUAGGUAACUUCAGUUUUGGUCGAUUUUAGCGACGGCGGUAGACAAAAGUGAUAGUGUUUUGCUUUAAGGAAGACUGCGUUUCCCAUGAGGACCAGCGCACACCCGCACAGUUUUGUAAAAUCGUGAUCUCCCUGUCGCAGGCAGAUGUAUUGAACGACAUUUCUUUUUCCAGCGGCUGUGUGAAGGAUGAAUAGUAAUAAGGUAAUGACUAAUGAUUCUAGUUGUGGCUAAGCAAUAGAACAUGACGGUUAGCAACCGUGUGGCUAAAAAUUCGUCAGUGCUGACAAGUUCGGUUGGGGGUGGGGGCAAAGCUUUUGUUGACAUCUGUGGUAAGCAAUUCAAAUCUGCUGAAGCACCUAACAACUACACACGCUACCACAAAGCUAGUGGCGAAAAAUCUCACUUCUUAUUUUUGUUGCACUUCAAGUGUAGGAUAAAUCUGUUGCUGGUGAGGUGCAAUAAAUAUUACAAGGUUCUAUAGCACGACUACCUUUCUGUUCUUCUCUAUUCAACUGACUCGAAUACUGCUCAGAAAAUUUCAAAUUCUUUGACAUACAACAACUUUUUAAAGUAAUGGAAGUAUUUACUUUCCCUGGUAACUAGUUACUUUUACUAUAGAGUAAUUCAGUUACUAAGUUACUUUUUGGAAGAAGUAGUGAGUAACUAUAACGAAUUAGUUUUUUAAAGUAACGUGCCCAACACUGCUCAUGAAUAAUCAUUGGCCCGGCUUUCACUCCCUGACAUGACGCCCACUCCCUCAACUGAACUCGUCAGCGCUGACAAGUUCGGUGGGGGGUUAGCCACACUAAGCCACACGGUUGCUAACCGUCAAAACUGUCGUUUAAUCCAUCUGCAGGCGACCGUGAUUUUAUGACACUGUGCGGGUGUGUGCUGGUCCUAAUGGGAAACGCAGUCUUACUUAAGGAAAAACAGUACCGCUUUUGUCCACCGGUGGCGCUAAAACCGACCAAAAAAGAAAAGUUACCUGGUGUUACCUACCUAGUCUUUUCUGUUAUAACUUUAUUAGCAUUGUUUUAUUAAUAUUUCAUUGUAAGUUGAUCUGCUGUAUAUUACUUUUUUCUUUAAUAUUAAAAAUGAGACAAUAUUAUGCAGAAGAAGUGUACUCACAAUAAUUCUAUAGACAAAUGAUGGCGGCGGGAGUUGGGCAGAGUUGUAAGGGGGGUGAAAUGUUUGUCUUCCUUGGGGGGCGUAACAGAAAAUAAUUGAAAAGCACAGAGAUCCUGUAUUUUAAUGUUGGUCGUUAUGGUACUUUUAACAAAUUGAGAAAUACUGCUGUUCUUGUUAAUGUGUUGUCUUCACUGACUCUCUUGUGUGCUAUAUUGUCACUGGGUGGUUCAACAGGAGCAAAGUCAAAGAGUCGUUAAAAAAAAAAAAAAAAAAAAAAAAAAAAAAUCCUUCUUUAGUGUUAGUGAGGCAACAUCAGGAAGGACUCUCACUGGAGAAGCUUAACCCUCAGGUAAGA
Molecule: messenger RNA, 6445 nt
Organism: Corythoichthys intestinalis (scribbled pipefish)
Lineage: Eukaryota; Metazoa; Chordata; Actinopteri; Syngnathiformes; Syngnathidae
Gene: sap130a
Product: Sin3A-associated protein a
Exons: 21
Coding region: 206-3352 (1048 amino acids)
Biological process (GO): negative regulation of transcription by RNA polymerase II
Cellular component (GO): Sin3-type complex
Source: RefSeq, a predicted model, not a curated record